Messenger RNA from Peronospora matthiolae, 1458 nucleotides. The record is from the annotation of a GenBank genome assembly. NCBI's taxonomy places the organism in Eukaryota, Oomycota, Peronosporomycetes, Peronosporales, Peronosporaceae.
AUGUCAUCCACCAGCAACGCCUCCAUUGACAAGUUCAACGGAGACAAUUACGCAACGUGGAGCCGGUACAUGCGCGGUGUGUUUUUGACGAAGUCCGUCUGGCACGUUGUCAACCGUGAAGUGACUCCGACUUUCACCGACCCGCGAGCGUCCGAUGACUACGUCAAGGCAAGCAACGUCGCGUUUGGUAUGAUGCUGCUGCACAUGAACGCGGACUACCAUCAUGUGCUGGACAACUGCGAGGAAGCCUGGGUUGCGUGGACAAGUCUGAAGACGCUGUACGGUGGGUCGCAGAAGGCAGGACGCAUCUACCUCAAGCGACAACUUUUCAGUAUCAAGAUGGCUGAAGGCGCGAACGUCAUGCAUCACUGCAACGAGGUCCUCAACAUCUCCGCCAAGCUUAGCGGCAUCGGUGCGAAGAUGGAAGACGAAGACGUUGCAAUUUGUCUGCUACUCAGUCUUCCGAAGAGCUACGAAAAUGUGGUGCUCAACAUGGAAAUGAGCAGCACCGAGCUUCGCACUCAAGAUGUGGUGAGAGUCCUGACGAAUGAGCAUGCCAAGCGUCAAGGAGAAAAAGGGACAACGACAGCGACUACGGUGAAGGCUGAAGAUGCAAGCAAGGCAUUCAGCGCCGAGCGUGAGCCCUACCAAUGCACGUAUUGUGGCAAGGUGGGACACACGGUGGAUCGUUGCUGGACAAAGCAGAAGAACGAAGGCAAUGGCUACGAUCGAGUGGCGUUUGCAGUCUCGUUCGAAUGUGGAGUUUCGACGAGCAAGGACGUGUCUGGAAUGUGGGCCGUCGACAGUGGUGCAACGCACCACAUUUGCCACGACAAGACCAAGUUCGCAAGUUUGGCAGAGCGCAAUGAGGGCGAACUCUUGGUGGCUGAUGGCAACAAGGUGGCCAUCAAGGGUGUGGGAACCAUCAUGGAAAAGGUGGUUCUGCCCAACGGUGAAGAGCGUGAGAUCGAAAUCAAGAACGCGCUAUAUGUUCCAAGUAUGAGCAAGAACCUGCUCUCGGUGCCACAGAUUAACAGCCAUGGCAAGUUUCAAGUCGUGUUUGACGGGUCCAAGAUGUAUGUGACUCUCAAGAACUCACAGCAAGUGGUGGCGACAGCGGAUCUCGUGGAUGGACUCUACUGGCUUCGGACGACUCAACGAUCAGCGAAUGUGACAACAAGUGGAACCAGUUGUGCCGAUCUACAUGCGAGAAUGGGUCAUGCUCCAGUCGAUGUACUUCGCAAGAUGAUCGCGACCAACAUGAUCAAGGAUGUGCGAGUCCCUCUCAAGUCGGGUGGAGCAACUACAUGUCGAGGAUGUCAACAAGGGAAAAUGGUCCAAAAACCAUUUCCAAGCAACCGAGACAAGCGCAGCUACGAUACGUUUGAGCUACUUCAUCUGGACAUCUGCGGGCCCAUGGAAAGGAUUCGCUCGGUGGCAGCAAAUAUUUGCUGCUGA